AAGAAAGAAAGAAAGAAAGAAAGGACUCAAGUGAAAGUUGAUAUCUGUUACAUGAACCCAGUGAGGUGUAGCACGUCAGAGUCUUUGUAAAACAGCAUAGAGUGGACAGAAGAAGACUGAAGAAGAAUAGGAGGAGCCAACAGAGAAUAGGAGUUUUAGAAAGGAGGGCUCUUCCUGAGUAGAGCUGUUUGCUGUGUGGUCUGCUCUCUGCCAGCUCCACUCCCACAACUAUGGACUAAAAACGGUCAAAAACUCAACUUUACAAAGAUUUGACCAACUUUGGAGCUUUGGGUUUCUGCAUGGUUUUGCAGCCAAAAGUCACUCUCAACUGAGGAAAGAAAGGCUCGAGAAAAAGAGAUGAGGGACCAAGACAGCAGCACCUCGGCCUCUCAAACGGAGGGAGAAGUUGAGGGAGAGAUGGACGGAGAGAUGGACGGAGAAAUGAAGGGUGAAGAAAAAGAACGUGAAAAACACAGGGACAGUCCUGUCCCCGGUCUGUGCGGCUUAUCCGCGUCUCUAAGCGCCGUCAUGCGCAUCAAACAGAAGUACCGGGCCAUGAAGAAGAGGCGGCAGGACGUGGCCCUGGGGUUGGCUGCAGACGUGCCCCUCACCGGAGCUCCCCACAGAACCAGCCCCAAAAUCUUCACCUUCGACGGACUCACCCCGUCCAGCUUCUCGUCCUCUGUCCCCCAGUGGAAGCAGAAGAGGAGGAGGAAACGGGUGUUGUAUCCCAACAGAGGGGGGUGCAGGGCGCCUCCGAAGCAGGAGAGCAGCCGGGCCAAAUACUGCCUCGUCCUGCUCUGUGCCAUCGUCUUCAUCCAGGUGUACAACGCCAUUGAGAACCUAGAUGACCACGUUCUCAGGUACGACCUGGACGGGCUGGAGAGGACGCUAAGGCGAGAAGUGUUUGGGCAGCAGGGAGCGGUGGAGGGACUGCUGUCCCACCUGAAGGACUACUUGUCCACCUACGUCCACAACAAGCCCCUGGUGGUGUCCCUGCACGGCCCCAGCGGCGUGGGCAAGAGCCACCUGGGGCGCCUCCUGGCGGGACACUUCCGCUCGGUGGUGGGGGAGACGCUGGUGCUGCAGUACUACGUCCUCCACCACUGCCCCCAGGAGGCCGACGCCCUUCAGUGCGCCCGCGACCUCGCCGCCCUCAUCACGCAGAUGGUGGAACGCGCCGAGGAGGAGGAGAAGAUCCCGCUCUUCAUCUUCGACGAGGCGGAGCACAUGCACGACGAGAUCCUGGACGCCUUGCUGCAACUCGUGGACUCCAAACAGUCCAACGAGUACCUGAACGCCAUCUACCUGUUCCUAAGCAACCUGGGCCACACGCACAUCACCAAACAUAUGCUACAAAACUCCUCAAGUAUUUCAAUGGCGGUGGCGUCGUCAGGGCGUCACAGCCACCUCGUGAAAGAGCUGACGCCAAUAUUACGCCGCACUCUGGAGAAGCUUCACCCGCUGUGGACAGAGGCGGACGUCUUACCUCUGGGCCUUCUGGAGAAAGACCACGUGAUGGAGUGCUUCCUGGACGAAAUGACUCGAGAGGGCUUCUACCCGGAUCAUACCAACAUAGAGCGGCUUGCGGGGGAGAUUGAAUAUUACCCCGAGACAGGGGGGCACCAAUACUCUCAGACAGGCUGCAAGCAAGUGGUCGCUAAAGUCAACCUGCUGUGAAAUCCCUCGGCAGGAAAUGUCUGAAUGUUUCACAUUCUUCAACGAAAGAGGAAAUCGGCGCACUGGAAGGGAGUGAAGUUCUGUGGUUAUGAAACUUGAAUGGCACAACUCGGAGCCACAGCUUUUAAAGUGCCGUUUUGUAAGAGUAGGUUGGGGGGGGGGGGGGGGUUUAUCUUGUGAAGAGGUCACACAAACAGUCCUUAAGAGAUAUGCAGAUUUUAUUUGCCUCCACUAAAACACAAAGGAGGUAAGUGGAAAUUUGUGUUGCUCACAAUAUAAUUUCAUUAAUUUUACACUGUCAACUUGUUUUAUUGGGAUUAUUUUUUCAAUCAAAACCUGUUGACAGUGAGGUGUGUCGAUUAUCGUGGGAUGGCAAUGUUGUAGUCGACCACUUUGGUCCAGACUGAAAUAUCUCAGAAACAAUCGGAUGCAUUGGCCCAUUUAUCCAGACGUUCAUGUUCCUCGGAGAAUGAAGCCUCAUGACUUUGGUGAGUCUCUGACUUUUUAUCUUGUGCCACCUUGAGGGUAACAUUUGAGCAAAAACAUCUCAGCAACAAUUGGAUGGACUGCCAUGACAUUUGGUACAAAUAUACAGAGUGCCGUGAGGCUCAAUCCUGGACUCAAAGACUGGUUCUCUGACUUUCUCCUCUAGCCCUUUACAGGCAAGUUUACAUUCUGGUUUUGAGUGAAUAUUUUGAACAACUCUUGAAUGAGUUGUCACAACAUUUGGUCCCAACAUGCUGUACGUGUUCCCCUCUACAUGACAGUAAUUACUGUGAAGAUGCUUUAACUUUUCAUCCAUCGCCAUCAUCAGGUCAAAUACUUUAAUUUGUCCCAUACUUUGUUUUAUGAUCACAUACCUCAGAAAACUAAUGACAUUUCCAUCAGCCUGUUAGCAUGCUAACACGCUAAACUAAGUCAUCACAUCAUAAACAUUACAGUUGCUCAACAUCCACAUGUUAUGGUCAUUUUGAGCAAGUGGGAAUGCUCAGAAGACUAUUAUUGUUGUUGUUAAAAUGGAAUUGUCUAAUUAUGUGAGCGAAUUUCAUUCACCUCCACCUUUGGAACAGGUGGAGGUGAAUCUCAGAGAUGGAUGGAUUUAAAAACCUGGAACAAAACUUUGUAGACGGCUUGACACAACAAAAGGAAAAUGAGAAUACAUAUAAUUGUAUGAUUUGGGUGAGCAGACUGUUUUAACCCCUUUUUGUUUAUGUUACUACGUAUUCGGCAGCUCAACCCAACACAGAAGAGAUGAGUAAGACCAAUAUUCAUUCAUGUAUAAAAGGAAGCUUCGAUAUUUAUAAUGCAUCAGUUACUAACGCAUUUUUGGACAAUUAGAAGUAGUUUUUUGUCAGAAUUCAGCAUGACUUUUAUUAAUGCUAGUGCAAGUCAGCAAUGUGGAUGUACUCGCUAAUAAUAUACCUAUAAUGGUAUUUAAGCAAUGUAUUCAGCCUUGGACCUGCAUAUGGAAAGUUAGCAGCAUAGAGGAAUAUGUCCUGCAUACUCUAAUAUGUAAGAGAGAUAUAUUCCCUUUGUUUGAGAAUAGGUUCUCCCAACAAGUGUAUUUAUUAAAGAUAUAGUUUUGAAUGGAUAUACUACACGUUGACACCCAAAGUGCAACACAGACUCACACUAGCAUUGAUUUUUAUUGACCUGAUGAGAAUAUGAAUAUGUUAAUAUCCUGUAUUCAGGUAUUUUACAGUCUAAAUAUUAACUUUAAUGUAUAACAACUGCCUUUUUUCUAAUUAAAGACACCUU
Etheostoma cragini (Arkansas darter) is the source of this 3438-nucleotide messenger RNA. It is a transcript of the gene tor4aa, whose product is annotated as torsin family 4, member Aa. Bases 358 to 1680 code for a protein of 440 amino acids. The record is from RefSeq and is a predicted model, not a curated record. Gene Ontology annotation, molecular function: ATP hydrolysis activity; ATP binding. The transcript is spliced from 4 exons. NCBI's taxonomy places the organism in Eukaryota, Metazoa, Chordata, Actinopteri, Perciformes, Percidae. Gene Ontology annotation, cellular component: endoplasmic reticulum lumen; nuclear envelope.